Molecule: messenger RNA, 1033 nt
Organism: Panicum virgatum (switchgrass)
Lineage: Eukaryota; Viridiplantae; Streptophyta; Magnoliopsida; Poales; Poaceae
Product: trafficking protein particle complex subunit 2-like
Exons: 7
Coding region: 355-762 (135 amino acids)
Biological process (GO): endoplasmic reticulum to Golgi vesicle-mediated transport
Cellular component (GO): nucleus; TRAPP complex; cytoplasm
Source: RefSeq, a predicted model, not a curated record
UCGAACUCGAGCUCGCCAAGACACCGCCGAGGUCGUGCUUGUCUGUAGGCUCGACGGGAUCUCAGGCUCGGAUCGAUCUCGGCUCAAGAUGCCAUCGAACUCGAGCUUGAGGUCGUAGGCUCGCUGAGAUCGGCUCGUUGAUAGCCCUCCCGCUCAGGCUCAUCUCCCCACUUUCCUCCUCCCUUGGUGUUCCUUUCCCGGCGGCGACCACCGGGCCAGCGGCAGCGCCAUUCGUUACGUAUUCGCCCGGCCCUUUGCCGGCGAGGAGCAUCCACCAGGUUGAUGCUCUGGUUCCGGAAACUGGAAAACCCUUGACUUCUGAUUCUGCACCUGCACAUAAGAGAAUUCGUUGAAAUGGCAAGCACGGCAUGCUUUGUGAUCGUGAGUAAGAAUGACAUCCCAAUCUAUGAGGCUGAAGUUGGAUCUGCUCCAAAAAAAGAAGAUUUAGCUUAUCAGCAUCAGUUCAUUUUGCAUGCUGCAUUGGAUGUUGUUCAGGACCUUGCAUGGACUACCAAUGCAAUGUUUCUGAGGUCGGUUGAUAGAUUCAAUGACCUUGUUGUGUCUGUUUAUGUAACUGCUGGUCAUACUAGAUUUAUGUUGCUUCAUGACUCGCGGAGUGAUGAUGGAAUAAAAAGUUUCUUUCAGGAGGUUCAUGACCUCUACAUCAAGAUAUUCCUCAAUCCACUCUACUUGCCCGGUUCUCGGAUAACAUCCUCCCAUUUUGAUACCAAGGUCAGGGCUCUUGCAAGGAAAUACCUGUAGCAUACACACUCCUGUGGAAGAUCCUGUUUGGCAGCACCCUUUUCUUUCCCCCCAUGCCUAAUCUUGUUAGUCAGUAACUGAUAUAUACUGAAAGUCUCUGUUCUGCUAUACCAAAACAAUGCUGCUCAAACCACUUUUUUUUCUCUCCCCGAUACAUGUGAUGUAGAACGUUGUACACAACAAAUCUUAAGCUGUUCUCGUCAGUCAAGGACUGAUAUAUCCUAAGAUGCAUUAUACCAAAACAAUGUUGCCCCCACCAGGGCUUUGUUUC